Molecule: messenger RNA, 321 nt
Organism: Ostertagia ostertagi
Lineage: Eukaryota; Metazoa; Nematoda; Chromadorea; Rhabditida; Trichostrongylidae
Source: the annotation of a GenBank genome assembly
AUGUAUCUCGUACGAUGCGGAAACUCACUCUGGACACGACACGCCAACCAGCUGAAACUUCGCGACUCCAGUCCAGUAGUGAGCCAGCUACUGGACGUGUUCGACCUCCUUCCGCUGCAUCAGGAACCUACUGCCGUCACCGAUCAACCGACGCUGGACAAUGGUACGACGUCAACUCCUCUCAACCCGACGACGCAGGACCACGAAGCUGCACCACGUUCGACUCCGCCGUCGACGCCACGACUUCGACGUUCACUACGGACUCGUCAUUCACCGCGUCGACUCAUGGUGGAUCCGAAGAAGAAAUCUUACUCUUCCUAA